UCAUGGUGCCGGGGUCGGGGCUGGGCGCGCGGCUGCGGCGGGACGUGGCGAGGACACGAAGAAUUCAUCAUACAAAUAAAAUGACAACUUCCUGGAGUGAUCGCCUGCAGAACGCAGCGGAUGUACCUGCUAACAUGGAUAAGCAUGCCUUGAAAAAGUAUCGGCGAGAAGCCUAUCACCGGGUGUUUGUGAACAGAAGUUUAGCCAUGGAAAAAAUAAAGUGUUUUGGUUUUGAUAUGGAUUAUACCCUUGCUGUGUACAAGUCUCCAGAAUAUGAAUCCCUGGGCUUUGAGCUUACUGUGGAGAGAUUAGUUUCCAUUGGCUAUCCUCAGGAGCUCCUCAGCUUUGCCUAUGAUUCGACAUUUCCUACCAGAGGACUUGUUUUUGACACACUCUAUGGAAAUCUUUUGAAAGUUGAUGCCUAUGGGAACCUCUUGGUUUGUGCACAUGGAUUUAACUUCAUAAGAGGACCAGAAACUAGAGAACAGUAUCCAAAUAAAUUUAUCCAACGAGAUGACACGGAACGGUUUUACAUUCUGAACACACUGUUCAAUCUUCCAGAGACUUACCUGUUGGCCUGCCUAGUAGAUUUUUUUACUAAUUGUCCCAGAUAUACCAGUUGUGACACAGGAUUUAAAGAUGGGGACCUCUUUAUGUCCUACCGCAGUAUGUUCCAGGAUGUAAGAGACGCAGUCGACUGGGUCCAUUACAAGGGCUCCCUUAAGGAAAAGACAGUUGAAAAUCUUGAGAAGUAUGUAGUCAAAGAUGGGAAGUUGCCAUUGCUUCUGAGCCGGAUGAAGGAAGUAGGGAAAGUGUUUCUUGCCACUAACAGUGACUAUAAAUACACAGAUAAAAUCAUGACUUACCUGUUUGAUUUCCCACAUGGGCCCAAGCCUGGGAGCUCCCAUCGGCCAUGGCAGUCUUACUUUGAUCUGAUUUUGGUGGAUGCACGGAAGCCACUCUUUUUUGGAGAAGGCACAGUACUACGUCAGGUGGAUACUAAAACCGGAAAACUGAAAAUUGGUACCUACACCGGUCCCCUGCAGUAUGGCAUCGUCUACUCAGGAGGUUCAUCGGAUACAAUCUGUGACCUGUUGGGAGCCAAGGGCAAAGACAUUUUGUAUAUUGGAGAUCACAUUUUUGGAGAUAUUUUGAAGUCAAAGAAACGGCAAGGCUGGAGAACUUUCUUGGUGAUUCCUGAGCUUGCGCAAGAGCUCCAUGUCUGGACUGACAAGAGUUCACUUUUCGAAGAACUUCAGAGCUUGGAUAUUUUCUUGGCUGAACUCUACAAGCACCUUGACAGUAGCAGCAAUGAGCGCCCCGACAUUAGUUCCAUUCAGAGAAGGAUUAAGAAAGUAACUCAUGACAUGGACAUGUGCUACGGCAUGAUGGGGAGCUUGUUCCGCAGCGGCUCCCGGCAGACACUCUUUGCCAGUCAAGUGAUGCGCUAUGCUGACCUCUAUGCGGCAUCCUUCAUCAACCUGCUCUACUACCCAUUCAGCUACCUCUUCAGAGCUGCCCACGUCCUGAUGCCGCACGAGUCCACGGUGGAGCACACACACGUGGACAUCAACGAGAUGGAGUCCCCUCUCGCCACCCGGAACCGCACCUCGGUGGACUUCAAAGACACCGACUACAAACGGCACCAGCUUACGAGAUCCAUCAGUGAGAUCAAGCCCCCCAACCUCUUCCCACUGGCUCCCCAGGAGAUUACACACUGCCAUGAUGAAGAUGAUGAUGAAGAGGAGGAAGAGGAAGAAUAAGGCAGACUAAAAUCCUGAGCACCCACCAAGUCUGGCACAACUCACAGGGCAAGGGGUGGCCUUGUUUGGAUUGUACUAGGGAGGGUGGGAGGACUCCAUCAGAGGUACGUUUGGAGAGCUUCUGAAGGCUUUAAGUAAUUCUAAUCAUAGCUCCUUACUUCAGUUUUGUGUAUCUGUAUUCUCUGCAGAUAGUUUGAAGCUGUAUAGGAAGAACAGGUAAAAAGCCAGGUGGAAUGCAUGCAGACGGCACCACUGUGGCUUGUGAUAGUGUUUCCUUGUCUGUCUUCAUCGUCGGUGUGUCAUCUGGAUACACUAAGGUAGUAAAGGGUUUCAGAGCAGAGCCACGGGACUGGAGGGAAGAGAUGAUCCACAAAUCUGUAUUACUACAAACUGUGCUUUUGCUCCAAACCCCCACUUUUUCCGUGCAUUACACAGUGUUGUAUAUCAGUGGAGAAAUACAUGUUUUCAUUAUCAAGUGUAGUCGGUCCUCUGUUGAGGUCGAGUUUCCUUCCAUUAGCUUUUGGGUUCCCUAGGUAGCCCUGGCGUGGCUGCUGCCGUGUCAGUGCCUUUGUGGGUUUCCCUGCUUCGGGUGAUUCUAGACUAGACUGCGGGGAUUUGAGGCAAAAGUCCUCAUUCCUGCUACCUUUGUUUUUCAAGAAAGGGUUUCUCUGUGUAGCACUUGCUGUCCUGGAACUCACCCUGUAGACCAGGUUGGCCUCGAACACACAGGGAUCCUCCUGCCACCACCUUGUGAGUGCUUGGAUUAAAAGCGUGCACCACCACUGCCCGACCUUUACUUCAUUUUUUUAAAGUAUGUAACAAAUGAUUUUGUUGUUGUUGUUAUAUAAAGGUGGUGCAUGCCUAUAAUCCCAGCACUGUGGGAGACAGAGGCAGAUCUCUGUGAGGCCAGCCUGGUCUACAAAGCGAGUCCAGGACAGCCAGGCUUACACAGAGAAUUGCUGUCUCAGAAACAGUCCUUUUGGGGAAUAUAGCAAGUUCCUAAAGAGCAGCAAGUGCUGUCACAGCGUGGCCUGCAAGAGCACCCUGCUCCCACCCACACUGAGUUGGUAGGGGGCCUGCAGCAAAAGGCAGGCAGCAGUUCACUGGAGAGCUGCAGGAGGGAACUACUUGCUCUGGAUAAAGCCAGAACCUGUAAACAUGAGGGCGUGUGACUGCCCUGCCAGUGCAGGGACUUACUGGACACUUGGAAUCGUUUUAUAGUUUUUUGGUUUUUUUUGAUACAGGAUUUCUCUAUGUAGCCUUGGCUAUCCUGGACUCAACUUUGUAGACCAGGCUGGCCUAGAACUCACAGAGAUCCGCCUGCCUCCCUGAGUGCUGGGAUUGCAAGGCAUGCACCACUGCACAGUGCUCUUUUAUAGAUUCUUGCUUUAACUUUCAUUUGUUUUCUUCCAUUCUUGGCCCUGGUGAUGAGGGUACUGGCUGAUCUAGAACUCAGAAAAGUAUCUAAUGCUGACAUUGGUCCUUGUGUAGGACAGCAGUCAACUGUCCAAGCUGUUGGUCUUCAGCUGGCUUAGGGUUGGCAUGCUCUGAAGGGAAAUACACAUUUUCAAAAUUGCUAACUAUAUCUGUGUCACUUUUAGUUACAAAUGUGCUUACAUGUACAGUGUUUCAUAGGCAUAAAGAUUUUUUCACCAAG
This is a messenger RNA of Psammomys obesus (fat sand rat), 3420 nucleotides long. It is a transcript of the gene Nt5c2, whose product is annotated as 5'-nucleotidase, cytosolic II. The transcript is spliced from 18 exons. Gene Ontology annotation, biological process: IMP metabolic process; adenosine metabolic process. The record is from RefSeq and is a predicted model, not a curated record. Gene Ontology annotation, molecular function: 5'-nucleotidase activity. Lineage: Eukaryota; Metazoa; Chordata; Mammalia; Rodentia; Muridae. Bases 3 to 1763 code for a protein of 586 amino acids.